CAGCACUGACCCCUCUGCCAAGUCUGUAUUACACCCAUUAUUGGCCGCUAAUUAAAUGAGAGCAGUUAUCUGACUUAUAUAAUCCAGGCUUAUACAAUUAAAACGCAGGCUGUUCUUUUGACACCCGCUAAUCUGCUCUGCUUUUUUUCAUUUGAUCCCCUUCUACCUGGUUUUACAGCGAGUCUGAGAGCAAGGAGUGCAGGCUGGCAUUGGAGUGUCCUAGAUUGCAGUUAAUGCUCGUGCCCUUCCUUUGGAAUUUAUCCCAGAGUCUUUCCUGUCUCGAUGGUACCCUGUCUCCAGCGGUUUGUCCUGGAGAGAAGUGAUCCCAGUUUUAAAUACACUUAGCACGCUGCUUUAAAUUAACAGCAGAUGUUCAAAUCUCUCCUGGAAUUUGUAAAACUCAUGCAAAGUUCAGAACAGCUGACAGAACUAAAUUUUGGACACUCACAGACGAGGUUCACAUUUCUUGAUCACCUCGAUAGCCUUACAAGACAUCUGAUUGAGAUCUUCAAAACUGUGAAGGAAACCAGUAAGGUAGAUCCCAGUCAUUACUUCAAGUACAGUGAACAUUAUGCAGGCAUGUAGCUGAUGACUGGGUGAAAGACAGUUCCUCACUGAUACUUGCUCGCUCUGAGUUAUUAAUGCAAAGCAGUACACAGUGGGGUCUGUAAAUUCAAGUCUAGGCUUGGUGCUACGAUCAAUUCACUCGCUGUGUUGGAAAACGGCGAUCAAAGAUAUUGUGGAGUGGCCUGCUCUCCUCAUCAUCUUUUGAAGAAACUUUUCUGUUUCAAAGAAACAGCCUUCCUCGUUCACACGGGCCAUCAGCCCCACUCCUGCCUUGCUGGGACCUUGGGCCAAGGUGAAUCCAGCCCAGCUGACAAGGGCUGCUUCUAAUGAGUUAAGCUCUUUAGCUCCUCUGCUCCCAGCGAAAUGCACUGACACCCGGAUCCAUGAACACUGGGACAGAGCGCAGUGCAGCAGACUGAGUAACCGACUCUACUGCUCCUUCCAGACCCACACGCACGCGCACACUUAGGUACCAACAGGGAGUCUGAGUCCGUUCUUUCACCAGUUUCACUAUCCGCCAACUCGUCCCGUCUCCAGCCCUCCUCCUCUUCCUCCUCCUUCCUCUCCUUCUCCGUGCAACAGCAUCUUCGCCCCACCCCCCCGGGACCCCCAUCCUCAGCCCCAGCCCCUCGGCGCGCGGUCGGGCGCCAUGUCGUUCCUGCUGAAGACGAUGGUGGGGAGCCCGAUGAAGAACCUGAGCGGAGGAGGAGGAGGAGGAGGGGGGGAGGAGGAGAAGAAGGUGGAGGGAGAUGGGAAGGAGACGGCCGAGUCCAAGGGGAUGACCCGGGAGGAGUUCGAGGAGUACCAGAGGCAGCUGGUGGAGGAGAAGAUUGAGAGAGACAAGCAGUUUGCCCAGAAGAAGGCAGAGAGAGCCAGCCUCAGAAUGCACAUGAGAGGGAAGUACAGGCUGCCUCAGAGCGAGAAGGACGACGCUCAGGUCCAGAUAGUUGGGGGGGACGUGGAUCUCCCCGAGGACCUGGCCAAGAUGGUGGAGCAGGAUGAAGAGGAAGAGGAGGCCAACGACUCGCUGCUGGGCAAGAUCCAGAACAUGGAGCUGGACUUUGACGUCAUCAAAACCAAAGCCCAGGCCACCAUGACGGAGAUGAAGCAGGUGGCCGAGGAGAAGUGUGCUGUCAUGUGAUCACAGGGUGCCCCCACCCCUUUGACCCCCCCCCCACCCCCUUUCCCCAACUCUCCCCCCACGCAGCAGCAGGAAUAUUCCCAGCCUCCUGCUGGGCAGGCUCCACCUCAGCCUUUCCCUGUGCUGAUGUUGCUCGUGCUUCACAAGGCUCCAUGGGACAUCGUGGGGAUUUCCAUCUCUUAUUCAAAAACAGUCCGGAGAAGAGGGGUUUAAAUAUUGGCAGGCACCAUUUAUAGCAGGAGAUGUAACAUACUGUAAUGAACGGCUGACACACAGGUGGUACGAGCCAGUUGCAGCGCGCCCCCUACUCUCCUGUGCCUAACAGCUCAGCCGGCAAUACCCUUGUAGAGCAACGCCGGAGACCUGGGUUCGAUCCUGAGGCGGGGGACGUACUGCAGGGGCAGAAACUCCCAAGAACCCGAACACAUUCUGCACUCAUGAAUGCAAAGGCUUUCAAUGGUGCAUGCAGGUUGUCCUGUCAGACAAACGGUGUUCCCUGUUCAAUGCUUAAAAACCCCAGUUACCACAGCUCUUUUUCCAGUCAUUCCUGCACACCCAAGCACCCUCCUUGAUUCACUGCAUCCCGCGUUCUGAGUUCAAGGCGCAGUGAAUAAACCAACAGGACUGUUCAUUUGUAAGUCCUUGUUGCUUUCUCAGCUUUUGGCAGAUGUGGCUCACAUCCGUGAGGACGUUUUUUGCUUAAAUGCAGACAGCAGACUCUGUCAGUCCUGAGAACGAGGAAGAAAACCUGGAGGACAAAGAACCUGGUUUUACUGGUGUUCAUGCCAGGGCAGGGGGGCACCAGGAGGCUUCCCAGAAUGCAAAGUGGAGGUCAUCUGACAGGAAGAAUAUUUUUAAAAGAUAGAUAUAGCGAUUGCAUUUUUAUGACGCCUCUUGCAUGGUACCAUUUGUCAGGGGCUUUGUGCUCUAACCAGGUAUUUAGCACCUUUUAUAUGUCUGAAACACAUUUAUCUGUUGCUUUACUGCAAAAGAUGUUUUAAAUGGAAAUAUCUGUUACUGUGAACGAUGAAAAUAAUAUUCAUGGCCUUUUUUUUAGUUUUAUGAAGCCUUAGGCUUUGAGCAUUUUAUUAACCUGUAUUUUACUGGUCAGAAAUAAUUCAGAUGGUGUCUUGUCAUCUUUUUUUGAGGGAAUGAUCUUUUUGUUUCAUUAGAAUUAUUUUUCUACUUAUUGGAAGGAGUAAAGUCAGCAGUGCUUACUUGGGGGAGAGUAGAUUAGGUUGUGCAUGAUGAGAAUCAACAGCUGUAUAAAC
Molecule: messenger RNA, 2979 nt
Organism: Lepisosteus oculatus (spotted gar)
Lineage: Eukaryota; Metazoa; Chordata; Actinopteri; Semionotiformes; Lepisosteidae
Gene: cplx4c
Product: complexin 4c
Biological process (GO): synaptic vesicle exocytosis; regulation of neurotransmitter secretion; neurotransmitter transport
Cellular component (GO): terminal bouton; SNARE complex
Molecular function (GO): syntaxin binding
Source: RefSeq, a predicted model, not a curated record